Prunus armeniaca (apricot) is the source of this 843-nucleotide messenger RNA. NCBI's taxonomy places the organism in Eukaryota, Viridiplantae, Streptophyta, Magnoliopsida, Rosales, Rosaceae. The record is from the annotation of a GenBank genome assembly.
AUGUGGGACUAUCUCUCAUUUGUUGCUGCAAGUCAUAAUAUGCCUUGGUUGAUUGCCGGGGAUUUUAAUGAGUUACUUACUACUGAUGAGAAGUUUGGUGGAGUUUUAGAGUGCAAAUCUGAAGGUUUUAGAAAUUGGGUUGAUGGUAAUGAGAUGAUUGAUUUGGGUUAUUCUGGACCUAAAUUUACAUGGAAUAAUAAGAGAGUAUAUGCAAGGUUAGAUCGAGCUAUUUGUAAUAUGCAAUGGAGAAGGUUAUUUCCUGAGGCUAAUGUUCAGCAUUUGCCUAGGACUACUUCUGAUCACAAUCCAAUUAAGAUUAAGUUGAGCUCUCGUUUUGUUGUUUCUCUGCACUUAAGGCCUUUUAGGUUUGAAGCAAUGUGGAUGCAACAUGAACAAUUCAAUGAGUUUAUUUCUAAUGUUUGGGGACAAGCUGUUGGAUCAGCCUUGGAUAAAACUUAUUAUUUGGUUCAGCCUCUAAAAGGUUGGAAUGUUAAUGUUUUUGGACAUCUUAAGAAGCGGAAGGCCUGUUUGUUGGCUCGUCUUAAUGGUAUUCAAAAAGAUUUGUGCAGGGGCUCAAAUACUUUUUUGAGUAAAUUGGAAAUUUCUUUGAUUGAGGAGUAUAAUUGUGUGCUGGAGCAAGAGGCUAUGUUAUGGAAACAAAAAUCCAGAUUACAGUGGCUUCAGGAAGGUGAUCGAAACACCAAAUUCUUUCAUCUUACUACUAUUAUUAGGCGGCGGAGGAAUAAAAUAGAGAGAUUAAAGAAUAAUGAGGGGGUUUGGGUUGAGGAAGCUCAAGACAUUAAAGGCUUGGCUAUGGCGUAUUUUGAGCAGUUGUUUUCUUAA